Molecule: messenger RNA, 1077 nt
Organism: Aplosporella prunicola CBS 121167
Lineage: Eukaryota; Fungi; Ascomycota; Dothideomycetes; Botryosphaeriales; Aplosporellaceae
Exons: 5
Coding region: 1-1077 (358 amino acids)
Cellular component (GO): intracellular anatomical structure
Molecular function (GO): oxidoreductase activity, acting on NAD(P)H, oxygen as acceptor
Source: RefSeq, a predicted model, not a curated record
AUGCUGCGACCGCAAUUCCUUCGCAACGCCCUGCGGCAAGCUUCUCCCCUGGCUUCCCGCGCCGCCGUGCGUCCCCUCUCCGUGACGGCGAGGCUGGACAAGGCCAAGGACCCCAACGAGGCCGCGACGACAGCCGGCGAGCCCGGCGAGUCGGGCGACCAGGAGGGCAAGUUUGCGCGUACUGACCGCAGCGUGCAAAUCGAGUACCCCGACGAGGACCACCUGCCGUCGAGCAGGCCGGUCCAGGGCCGCGCCGGCUGGCACUUCAGGCGCACGCUGGCGAGCUUCUCGCUCGAAGGCCGCACCGGCGUCGUCACGGGCGGUGCUCGCGGCCUGGGCCUUGUCAUGGCGCAGGCCCUGGUCAACAGCGGCGCUGAUGUCGCCCUCGUCGACCUCAACAAGGAGGAGGCUCAGCGGUCCGCCGAUGGCCUCAUGGAGACGUUCAGGAAGGAGAACCACCACACGGACAGGGUGCCCGAGGUGACAGCGCACUACUGCGACGUCGCCAGCCCGGACUCCGUCAACCAGUGCAUCGCCGAGAUCUUGGCCAAGCACGGCAAGAUCGACAACCUCGUCACCAGCGCCGGCUUCACAGAGAACUUCGACGCCAUCUCGUACCCGCACGACCGGAUGCAAAAGCUGUGGGGCGUCAACGUCGACGGCACGUACCUGUGGGCCGUGGGCGUGGCCAAGCACCUCAUGGAGCGCAAGUCGCCCGGCAGCAUCGUCAUGAUCGGCAGCAUGAGCGGCGCCAUCGUCAACGUCCCCCAACCGCAGGCGCCCUACAACGCCGCCAAGGCCGCUGUUCGGCACCUUGCGUCCAGCUUGGCGGUCGAGUGGGCGCACGCAAACAUUCGCGUUAACAGCAUUAGCCCCGGGUAUAUGCUUACGGCGCUCACGAAGAAGAUUCUCGACGACAACCCCGACCUCCGCAACAAGUGGACCUCGCUCAUCCCGCAGGGCAAGAUGGGCCAGCCCGAGGAUCUCAUGGGCGCCGUCACGUUCCUCUCCAGCGACGCUAGCAACUACGUCACGGGCGCCGAGCUGCGCGUCGAUGGCGGCUACACUGUCACUUAG